This is a messenger RNA of Ictalurus punctatus (channel catfish), 7921 nucleotides long. RefSeq names its product coiled-coil domain containing 88Ab (gene ccdc88ab). Gene Ontology annotation, molecular function: dynein light intermediate chain binding; microtubule binding. The coding region runs from base 743 to 6139 and encodes 1798 amino acids. The transcript has 33 exons. Gene Ontology annotation, cellular component: cytoplasm; centrosome. Lineage: Eukaryota; Metazoa; Chordata; Actinopteri; Siluriformes; Ictaluridae. Gene Ontology annotation, biological process: cytoplasmic microtubule organization; cytoskeleton-dependent intracellular transport. The record is from RefSeq and is a predicted model, not a curated record.
GUGGUGUACCCUUUGAGGAGCGCCGUCAUGGAAACGCAGGCAGGAAAUCAGCUCUGCCAAAAUCCACAUUCCUGGGAUAUUCAUUAAAAGAUUUUUUUUAUUUUUUUUAAAAAUAUAUAUAUAAAAGAAGCGUGGAAAUAAGGGACGACUGGAGAGACUUACACACCCUGGGAUCAUUUAUUUCUAUUUAACCUGGUGGAUGUUUUUUUUUUUAUUAUUAUUAUUAUUUAUAUAAAUAUACAGAAAUUCCGUAUUGUUGGAGGAUCUACUUGAUUUCUGUCUGGGGUGGUGGUGGUUGUUUUUGUUUGUUUGUUGUUGUUUUGUACGACUCGGUGUGUUUGAAUGGCUUGAGGACGUUUUCCCAGCCGCCUCAGACUCAGUGAUGUCCAGAUGCUUUGUUUACUCUUUAAUUUGACCGUUUGAGCAUCUGAGGAUGUGAUUAAAUAAUAACACAGUAUUUAGACAAAGGCUCCACAGAGAGGAGAACGAGAUAGGCGCAGAGUUCUUUCCCCGUUUCUCCCAGUAUGACCGGAGGAGCGUUUGCGUCUGUGUUUUGCGGGUAUUUAUGGGAAAGCAUUCAUUCAGAAUAAAAAUGAGCCCCGUUCAAUUAGGCUGAACUCCUCUGGAGGUACAGGAAACGCUUUUUUUUUCUUUUCUUUCUUUUUUUUUAAAAAAAAACAAAAACAUAUCUCUCUUUUUAAUUUUUUUUUUUUUAUUUUUUUUUGGUGUUGUAUUGGAGAAAAUGGACAGUGAAGUAUUCACACCUCAGCUGGAGCAGUUUCUGCUCACUCCUCUGGUGGCAUGGGUGAAAACAGUGGUCCAGCCAAGCCCAAGCGACCGAAGCAGUCUUUCUCUGUACAUGGAGUUAGUGGAUGGUUCCUACCUCAACGAGGUCAUGUUGAGGAUAAAUCCGAAAGCUUCCAGCCAGAGAGUGAACAAGAAAGUGAACAAUGACGCGGUAUUACGUGUGCAGAACCUCUCCGUCCUCAUACGCCACAUCAAGACGUACUAUCAGGAGAGCCUGCAGCAGCUGGUGAUGAUGCCUCUGCCCAACGUGCUGGUGCUCGGCAGAAACCCGCUCACUGAACAAGGCUUGGCUGAGGUGAAGAAGCUGCUCUUGCUGUUGCUCGGGUGUGCUGUUCAGUGCGAGGAAAAGGAGGAGUACAUCGAGAGGAUCCAGACGCUGGAUUUCGACACCAAGGCGGCCAUCGCGUCUCACAUUCAGGAGGUCACCCAAGAUCAGGAGAACGUUCUGGACCUGCAGUGGCUAGAGGGGGGCGAAUCUCCACCCGAGGACCUGGACUCGCUCUCCAGAAACCUGGCCUUCCAUCUCAGACGCCUGGUGGACGAGAGAGACGAGCAGCUGGAGACGAUCGUAGAGCUGACCCAGGAGAGAGACUGCGGCCAGUCUCCAGCUCCUCCUCCUCCGCCCUGUGCCCAGUCUCCCAGCGACUCGCCCAGCAUGCGGCGCACCGAGAGCAGGCAGCAUCUCAGCGUCGAGCUGGCAGACGCCAAGGCCAAGAUCCGACGCCUCCGCCAGGAGCUAGAAGAGAAAAGCGAGCAGUUGCUGGACUGCAGACAGGAACUAGAGAACCUGGAGAAAGAGCUGAGGAGGAUUCAGCAGGAGAACCUCCAGUUGCUGUCAGACGCGCGCUCGGCGCGGGCCUACCGCGACGAGCUGGACGCUCUGAGAGAGAAGGCCAUCCGAGUGGACAAGCUGGAGAGCGAAGUGGGCCGUUAUAAAGAGAGGCUCCACGACAUCGAGUUUUACAAAGCCCGGGUCGAGGAGCUUAAAGAGGACAAUCAGAUCCUGCUGGAGACCAAGAGCAUGUUGGAGGACCAGCUAGAAGGCUCCAGGGCUCGCUCGGACAAACUGCACGAGCUCGAGAAGGAGAAUCUGCAGUUCAAAGCCAAAAUCCACGACAUGGAGAUGGAGCGAGACAUGGACAGGAAGCGUAUAGAGGAGCUGCUGGAGGAGAACCUGGCGCUGGAGAUGGCUCAGAAGCAGAGCAUGGACGAGUCCCUGCACCUCGGAUGGGAGCUGGAGCAGCUUUCCAAAACCACACCCGAAGUCGCCGAGGUUCCUCAGAAGUCUCUGGGCCACGAGGUCAAUGAGCUGGCCUCCAGCCGCCUCCUGAAGCUGGAGAUGGAGAACCAGGCGCUGCUGAAGACCGUGGAGGAGCUGAAGGGUCGCGGCGAGGCCGGCGCACGCCUCCUCAAGGCUGAAAAGGAGAACCUGAGACUCAGCCAGAAGCUGGAACAGCUGGAGAGCGAGGCGCAGUCUGACAGGGAGAGUCUGCGCAGUGCCGAGAACCUGAGCUCAGACCUGAUGAAGGAGAAAGCUCAGCUGCAGAAAACCCUGGAGACUCUGAGGGAGAACUCGGAGAGACAGGUGAAGGGGUUGGAGCAGGAGAACGAGCACUUGAACCGGACCGUCACGUCCCUCAGGCAGCGCUCUCAGGUCAGCGCCGAAGCCAGGGUCAAAGAUGUCGAGAAGGAGAACCGCGUCCUCCACGAGUCCAUCAAAGAGACCAGCGGCAAGCUGAACAAGCUCGAGUUCGAGCGCAAGCAGCUCCGCAAAGACCUGGAGUGCUACAAGGAGAAAGGCGAGAAGGCGGAGGAGCUCGAGACGGAGGUCCAGCGCCUGGAGCGUGAGAACGAGGGUCUGCAGAAACGUGUGGCGAGCCUUGGGAUCACCUGUGAGAAGGUGGACGCCUUGGAAAGGGAGAACGCUGAGCUGGAGGCGGAGAGCAGAAGGUUGAAGAAGAAGAUCGAUGGACUGAGGAACGCGUCCCUGCAGUUGGAGGCAUUAGAGAAGGAGAACGCCCAGCUGGACGAGGAGAACCUGGAACUGCGGCGUACGGCCGAGACUCUGAGGUCCGCAGGAGCCAAAGCCGCUCGUCUGGAGCAGGAGAACCGAGAGCUGGAGAGCGAGAAGAAUCAGAUGCAGAGAAACCUAGAGCUGCUAAAAGCUUCGUCCAAGAAAACCGAACGCCUGGAGCUCAGCUACCAAGGUCUGGACUCGGAGAACCAGCGGCUCCAGAAGGCCCUGGAGAACAGCGGGCGUAAAAUCCAACAGCUGGAAGGAGAGCUCCGGGACCUGGAGAGCGAGAACCAGAGCCUGCAGAGGAACCUGGAAGAGCUGAAGAUCUCCAGCAAGCGUCUGGAGCAGCUGGAACAGGAGAACAAAGUGCUGGAGCAGGAGAGCUCGCAGCUGGAGAAAGACAAGAAGCAGCUGGAGAAGGAGAACAAGCGGCUGAGGCAGCAGGCUGAGAUCAGAGACUCCAAACUGGAUGAGGACAGUCAGAGAAUAUCGCAGCUGGAGAAGGAAAACCGCGCGCUGAGCAAGGAAGUGAGCACCCUGAGCGACUCCUAUAACCGCGUCAAAGAUCUCGAGAGGGACAACAAGGAGCUGGUGAAGCAGGCCACGAUCGACAAGAAGACACUGGUCACGCUGAGAGAGGAGCUGGUGAGCGAGAAACUAAAGAGUCAGCAGACAAACAACGAUCUGGAAAAACUGACUCACGAGCUGGAGAAGAUGGGGCUGAAUAAAGAAGGGCUGCUGCACGAUGAACAGUGCUCUGCUGCGAGGUUCAAGCUCCUGGAGUCGAAGCUGGAGUCCACAUUGAAGUCCUCGCUGGAGAUUAAAGAGGAGAAGAUCGCCGCCCUGGAGGCCAGACUGCAGGAGUCCUCCAACCUUAACCAGCAGCUCCGGCAGGAACUCAAAACAGUGAAGAAGAACUACGAAGCUCUUCGUCAGAGGGAGGAGGAAGAGCGCAUGGUGCACAGCUCGCCCUCGAGAGGAGGGGAAGGCUCGCAGAGCACCAGCAAGUGGGAGAAGGAGAGUCACGAGGCCACUCGAGAGCUGCUGAAGGUCAAAGACCGACUCAUAGAGGUGGAGAGGAACAAUGCCACUCUUCAGGCGGAGAAGCAGGCGCUGCGUACGCAGCUGAAGCAGCUGGAGACUCAGAGCAGUAACCUCCAGGCUCAGAUCCUCGCUCUGCAGAGACAGGCCGCCUCGCUGCAGGAGAACAACACCACGCUGCAGACUCAGAACGCUAAACUACAGGUGGAGAACUCGACACUGAACUCUCAGAGCGCGGCGCUCGUCGGCCAGAACGCUCAGCUACAGAGUCAGCAGUGCAGCGCCGAAAGCGAGCGAGACGGCGCCGUACGGGAGCGCGAGGACCUCCGAUCCACCUACGAGCUGCUACUGAGGGAUCACGAGAAGCUCGCGGCUCUGCACGAGCGCCAGGCGGCCGAGUACGAGGCCCUGAUCGGCAAACACGGGGGUCUGAAGAGCGCACACAAGAGCCUGGAAGUGCAGCACCGAGACCUGGAGGACAGGUAUAACCAGCUGCUGAAGCAGAAGGCACAGCUGGAGGAGCUGGAGAAGGUUUUGAAGGCCGAGCAGGAGAAGAUGCUGUCGGAGAACCAGAGGCACCAGGCCACAGCGGCCGAGUAUCAUAAACUGAAGGAAGAAAACGACAAGUUGAACACCACAUACCAGCAGCUGCUGAAAGAUAACGAGGGCCUGCAGGCCGACCACAAGAACCUGAAGAGCCAGCUGAACGCCGCGAAACUGGAGCAGACGCGCCUGGAGGCCGAGUUCUCCAAGCUGAAGGAGCAGUACCAACAGCUGGAUAUCACCUCCACCAAACUCACCAACCAGUGCGAGUUGCUGAGCCAGCUGAAAGGGAAUCUGGAGGAGGAGAACCGACACCUGCUGGACCAGAUCCAGACCCUGAUGCUGCAGAACCGAACCCUGCUGGAGCAGACCAUGGAGAGUAAAGACCUCUUCCACGUCGAGCAGAGACAGUACAUAGACAAACUCAACGAGUUGAGGAGACAGAAGGAGAAGUUGGAGGAGAAGAUCAUGGAUCAGUACAAAUUCUACGACCCCUCACCCCCCAGGAGAAGGGGCAACUGGAUCACGCUGAAGAUGAAGAAACUGAUCAAGCCAAAGAGUCGAGAGCGAAUGCGUUCCCUCACCCUCACGCCCUGCCGCUCCGAGUCGAGCGACGGCUUCCUGGUGGCUCCUCAGGACAGUCAGGACAGCUCGUCCAUGGGCUCCGGGUCGCUCGACGACCCUCUGAGUCAAAAGAGGAGCGGCACACUGAAAAAGCUGCCCUUUAUGAGGAACAGGUCCAAGGACAAAGACAAAGUGAAGGCUAUCUACCGGCGCUCCAUGUCCAUGAACGAUCUUCUGCAGUCCAUGGCGCUGGCCGGUGCCGGGCAGUGGAGUGGCAGUACAGAUCACCUGGAGGCUCCUGAAGACCCGGUGUGUGCAGGUGGGACUCAGCGAAUGAAGGAGCUCGCGUACUCCACCACAGCCAUCAACUACACCACCCUCAGCAACAAGCACAAACUCAAGAGCAAAGAUAACGUCUCCUGCGAGGACGUCACUCCCACCUCUUCAGACGAGCAGAGUGCAGUUCGAAGCCAAGGACUGCAGCUCUCUUCCCAAGAUCCUGCUCCAUCCUCCAGGUGCAGAGUCGCCUGUAAAAUCUGUAGUGCGGUGAACGGCAGCGUGAGCAGACCGCACAGCGAGAGCAGCGGAGAGUUCAGCCUCAGUCUGGACGCCGAAGUCUGGUCGAGCGAGAGCAGCCCGGUACAGAGAUCGUCUCAACACAACCAGAGGAGGAGGAGCAGCGCUCACGCCAACGAGUCUGGCAGCCGGGACAACCUGAGCGCAGAAUCUCCACGUCUGUGCAGAGCGUCCGAUCCCGUGCAGAAGGAGCGCACCAAGGGGCGGGGCAUCCUGAGGUCUGCCAGCGGGAAGGCCACGCCCACCGAGUCCCGAGCAGGCCGACCGAGUCUGCGUAAGGCAGAGAGCACUCGGGUGAAGGGCCCGAGUCAGCCCAGGUUAGGCCUGAGUGCUCAGGCAAAAGCGACUUCUGUGUGCGAGCGCCUGGACGCCUCGUCCUCUUCCGCUGGACUUCCUCGUGCCAGCAGCGUCAUCUCUACAGCCGAGGGCAGCACGCGCCGCUCCAGCGUCCACGACAUGCUGGCCAAGGACGCACGCGAGCCCGUCUCUGUGGAUCCGUCGCCCUCGAAGAGUCAGGCCGCAUCCAAUGUGGAGACGUCACGCGAGCGCAGGAAAUCUAAAAGCCGGUCCGGAGAGCAGCAGAUCUCCUAAAGUGUUAGCGUUUUUUGCCGAGCCGGAGGGUUCCUCCGUCUCAGCGCUUCAGUACUGCAUGCUGUUCUGACGCCGUGGCUGGGAGCUCCUCGUGUAUAAACGUCAUCACCUCUUUGGUUUUUCUUCUGCGCUUCUCUCUUCACCGCUUCCUCACACAGAACCUUUGCCCUGACCUUUUUUUUUAAAUAAAUGAAUGAAUUAAAAAAGGAGAUCUACAUUGACAUGGACAAAAAAGAUGCUUCGGUAUUAAAACAAAUUUUUUUUUUUUUUUUUUUCCUUGAAUCAAGGAAAUGCAAGGCUUUCAACGUGUUGCUCUUUUUUUUUUUUCUUGGACCGGUUUUUGCCAAGUUGACACUUUUUCUUUUUGUCCUUCAAAACCCUGUGUGACUCUCAACCAUCCGUCAGUGCACUUUUCUCUCUCUCUCUCUCUAACGCCUGCAUGCGACGCUGCGUCCAAAUCCAGACGCAGUCCAACCACACGCAGGAAAUCCGAUCAACAACGUCCUGCUUCCCGACUCACCCGAGCGGAGCAAAGAAGUGGACGAGAAAUAUGAAGCACAAGGACAGAAAAGACUGUGUGUGUGUGUGUGUGUGUGUGUGUGUGUGUAAGACUACUGACGCCCUUCAGCCCUGCCACAGACUUCCUUUUCCACUUUUACAUAAAUGCCGUUGAUGUGAGAACACAAAAGUGUGUUUGUGUUAUUUUACAUUUUCAACCCACACCUUUAACGCUCUCAAAAUAUAAAACUAAUGACUGUAAACGUUCCAAAACCCCGCCGCUUACCGCCACCGGUUCGCUCUUCUGUACCUUCAUUUCACAACACAUGAGUGAAAAAGAAAAAGGAAAGGGUGGUGGUGGUAGUGUUUCUCAUUCCAGUUGGGGCAAGUCCUUUCACGAUGUUCUCGAAUUAAAAAACAUUUAGUUCAUAUCACGAAUUCUACACCGUGCAUUCUUCCUCCUUCUCAACCACCUUCAUUCAUCUCCUUUCCUCCGUUCUCGAAGAACUCGCACCGAGCGGGACCGAGACCGAGCUCCGUGUUGUGCUGUUCGAGGAAAAUGAUCAACGACGGCGUGGUGUGAUGCAGCGAUGUGACCGUUAUAACCCUGCACUUUAUUAUUUUCUAACAGCAGCACGUCCUGAGAUGUUUUAUUCCUCUUACACGGCGACGGUUUUCCAACGAUUACGAUUUUCAUCUACUUUUUAUUUUAUUUAUUUAGUUUUUAAAAUGGCACCUUUCUUAUCGGUUUAUCGUGACAUUUCAUGUUGUGGUACGUCCCAAGUGGUAGGACAAGUUCUCACUUGCUGUAGCAGUUUAUAAACAGUAGAGCAGAUCUAUUUUUUUUUUUUUCCCUCUCGUUUCAACUUAAUUUACUGAGAAACCGCAAAGCGUAAACGCCUCCGUCCUGAAAAUGUCGGAAAAGAUGAAGUUGCAGCGUAAAGUUACGUCGAAUCGCGGCCAUAUUUGGUUCCCGUGUCCAAGAAGCUAUUGGCGUCUAUUGUUAAAAUACAAGGUUAAUCUCAUCUUCUGCUCAGUGAAAGUAUCUCUGUAUCUUUAUCCCGUCUUCUCGUUGGUGUUCAGCACAGAGACAUCAACUUUCUCACAUUUCUGCACCACAGCAUCACUUUCUGUUUAUUCCACUCACUGGAUAAAGAAAAUAAAGACCUUUUUUCUUAUUUUCAAAAAAAAAAAUAAAAAAUUUAAAUCAUUGUUUCAGGAUAAAGCCAGUGUAAUGAUUGAAAUUUUGAUCAAGAAAUAAAGGUGACAUGUUUGUGUUUUUUA